AUGUAUGCUACACCUACUCAAUAUGGUAUCAUAUCAUUCUCCUUCCUAGCACCAACUCUAUGCGCUAUAUGUACUCUCAUUUGUUUGUCGGGUGUAAAGGAGAGUGCUACCUUUAGCUUUAGUAUGGCAUGCCUUAAUGUUGCCUUGUUGCUAACCUUUUCUCUCUAUGGAUCAUAUAUGUACGGGGACGUUGGUAAUAUGGAUCCAUUCACCCUCCCUAGUGAUGUGGCAGUUGAUGGGGUCGGAGGCUUUGCAGGGGUACUACGUGGAUCUGGCCUAGCUUUCUUCUGCUGUGUUGGCUGGGAUGCUGUAUGUACAUUGAGUGAGGAGGUUAGGAAUCCUAAAAGGGAUAUACCAUGGGGCAUUAUGGGCACACUACUUAUCGUAGCACUAUUGUACUCUAUGCUAUGUAUCACCUUAUGCCUCAUGGUCCCAAUAGAGAGCAUCGAUUUGGAUGCACCAUUAGCUACAGCAUUCCAAUACCAUCAUGACAACUGGGGUUAUAUUAUAACAUCUCUGGCAGCUACAACCGUCUGCACUACCAUAUGUGGUAUUAUUGCGACCCUACUAUCAGCCGUGUGCGAUUUUGAGCCCUUAGCUGGAAUGACCAGUUUCAGUACAUUGGCUAUGUUCACGCUGGUUAAUGGUGGUAUUAUAUUGACCCGAGCUGAGGAUAAUUCUGUGAGAGAUAGUAGUCAUCAUCAUCCUUCUACUUCUACGACCAACAUCACCUACUCCAUCUCUCUUUUUUUCAUUCUAUCGAUUGCCUUCCACUACGUUGCCCUGCUCCAUGGCUUCCUCACAUGUUCGGGCAUAGCCCUGGCAACGCUCAAUCUUGCCAGUUUAGCUUGGCUACUCUACGCCUAUUAUGCUGCUAUCGCACCCUAUGUCAAUAAGAGUAACGUCGAUGGACAUAGUGAGCCCCUCCUCGUCGGUCAAAGAGAUAAAGAAGAUACAGCCGAAGAUGAUAACCAUUCCCGUUGCCCCUGGGUGCCUAUCCUACCCGCUGUCGCGAUAUGGGUUAACUGCUAUUUGAUGGCCUCUCUAGGUCUUCAGGCUCUGAUCAUGGUCACUGUCUGGCUCAUUCUCGGCAUCGUAGUAUAUCUAACCUAUGGUGCAAGGCACAGCAAGCUGAACUGAUUGAUUACCAUUCCCAACCAUAAAUAGGCUUCGAUGAAAGGAUGAGCAUCAUGCAAGUGGGUACUUCUCUGCAGUUUCUACAAGUAUUAACUACAUCGAGCCUUAUGUAUAUCUAUAACAACUCUAUUACGCUCACUAUCAUCUACUACAGUUCUGGUGUUCAUACAGCUAAUUCUGUUACAACACACUAUGUAGCUACCAUCUAUCGUACUGUCGUUUUCGUAUGAAUCUCGAUCGUUAUUGCAUAAAGUUGCCUCUCGCUCU
Molecule: messenger RNA, 1404 nt
Organism: Perkinsus marinus ATCC 50983
Lineage: Eukaryota; Perkinsozoa; Perkinsida; Perkinsidae
Product: cationic amino acid transporter, putative
Exons: 13
Coding region: 1-1140 (379 amino acids)
Biological process (GO): amino acid transport; transmembrane transport
Cellular component (GO): membrane
Molecular function (GO): amino acid transmembrane transporter activity
Source: RefSeq, a predicted model, not a curated record